CGCCUCCCGGUCCCUCGAAGCCGGCCCCGAGAGCCAGUGGAUCUCCAAUCCAGUCCUGUCCCGUUGCUCCCUCUUGGCUCAGCCUUCCCCACUGCGGGGUUCCCUGAUCUUGAGCUCCCUCUGACCCCAUCCCCUAGCUCUCCUUUUCCUGGGGAUCGACUGGAUCCCGGCCCCGCCCCCCGGGGCUGGGGCGAUCCCCCUCCCCCGCCGGGUGAGGCGCUGCAGGCGGGGGCUGGGCCUGCGGGGCCGCGGGGGCUCAGAGGCCGCCGCCCCCCUUCUGAAGCCCGUCCGCCCCCCACUCGGAGCCCUGGAUGGAGGCACCACGGCCCCAGGGCUGAUCCAGGGCGGGCCUGCCUGCACCUUCUCCUGCCUUCUUCCCCUUCCCCACCCCUUAACCCCUCCAUGGAGAGGAACAGACGCCUCUUCCGUCCCUUCUAGCCCAGGUCCCUACCCGUCCCCCUCCUCCUUCCUUUCCCCCGCCCCCUCCUCCCUCCUGGGGCGAGGGGGGCCUCCCUCCCUCUCCCCCCCUUCUCUCUCUCUCCGAGGGGGGGGUCAGGGGAGGGAGGGGGGGUCCCCCGAUCAGCAUGUGGCUCCUGGCGUUGUGUCUGGUGGGGCUGGCUGGGGCUCAACGGGGAGGAGGGGGUCCCGGCGGCGGCGCCCCGGGCGGCCCGGGCCUGGGCCUCGGCAGCCUCGGGGAGGAGCGCUUCCCGGUGGUGAGCACGGCCUACGGCCGAGUGCGCGGCGUGCGGCGGGAGCUCAACAACGAGAUCCUGGGCCCGGUCGUGCAGUUCUUGGGCGUGCCCUACGCCACGCCGCCCCUGGGCGCCCGCCGCUUCCAGCCGCCUGAGGCGCCGGCCUCGUGGCCCGGCGUGCGCAACGCCACCACCCUGCCGCCCGCCUGCCCGCAGAACCUGCACGGGGCGCUCCCGGCCAUCAUGCUGCCUGUGUGGUUCACGGACAACCUGGAGGCGGCCGCCACCUACGUGCAGAACCAGAGCGAGGACUGCCUGUACCUCAACCUCUACGUUCCCACCGAGGACGGUCCGCUCACAAAAAAACGUGACGAGGCGACGCUCAAUCCGCCAGACACAGAUAUCCGGGACUCCGGGAAGAAGCCCGUGAUGCUGUUUCUCCACGGAGGCUCCUACAUGGAGGGCACGGGGAACAUGUUUGACGGUUCCGUCCUGGCUGCCUACGGCAACGUCAUCGUGGCCACCCUCAACUACCGCCUCGGGGUGCUCGGUUUCCUCAGCACUGGUGACCAGGCUGCAAAAGGCAACUAUGGCCUCCUGGACCAGAUCCAGGCCCUGCGCUGGCUCAGUGAAAACAUCGCCCACUUCGGAGGCGACCCUGAGCGCAUCACCAUCUUUGGGUCUGGCGCGGGGGCCUCCUGUGUCAACCUGCUGAUCCUCUCCCACCACUCAGAAGGACUGUUCCAGAAGGCCAUCGCUCAGAGUGGCACUGCCAUCUCCAGCUGGUCUGUCAACUACCAGCCGCUCAAGUACACGCGGCUGCUGGCAGCCAAGGUGGGCUGCGACCGGGAGGACAGCACGGAGGCCGUGGAGUGUCUGCGCAGGAAGUCUUCCCGGGAGCUCGUGGACCAGGACGUGCAGCCUGCCCGCUACCACAUUGCCUUCGGGCCCGUGGUGGACGGCGACGUGGUCCCGGACGACCCCGAGAUCCUCAUGCAGCAGGGGGAGUUCCUCAACUACGACAUGCUCAUCGGCGUCAACCAGGGCGAGGGCCUCAAGUUCGUGGAGGACUCGGCGGAGGCGGAGGACGGCGUCUCCGCCAGCGCCUUCGACUUCACCGUCUCCAACUUCGUGGACAACUUGUACGGGUACCCCGAGGGCAAGGACGUGCUCCGGGAGACCAUCAAGUUCAUGUACACGGACUGGGCCGACCGCGACAACGGCGAGAUGAGGCGCAAGACGCUGCUGGCGCUCUUCACCGACCACCAGUGGGUGGCGCCCGCCGUGGCCACGGCCAAGCUCCACGCCGACUACCAGUCCCCCGUCUACUUCUACACCUUCUACCACCACUGCCAGGCGGAGGGCCGGCCCGAGUGGGCGGACGCUGCCCACGGGGACGAGCUGCCCUAUGUCUUCGGCGUGCCCAUGGUGGGCGCCACGGACCUCUUCCCCUGCAACUUCUCCAAGAAUGACGUCAUGCUCAGCGCCGUGGUCAUGACCUACUGGACCAACUUCGCCAAGACCGGUGACCCCAACCAGCCCGUGCCGCAGGACACCAAGUUCAUCCACACCAAGCCCAACCGCUUUGAAGAGGUGGUUUGGAGCAAGUUCAACAGCAAGGAGAAGCAGUACCUGCACAUCGGCCUGAAGCCGCGCGUGCGCGACAACUACCGCGCCAACAAGGUGGCCUUCUGGCUGGAGCUGGUGCCGCACCUGCACAACCUGCACACAGAGCUCUUCACCACCACCACGCGCCUGCCGCCCUAUGCCACGCGCUGGCCGCCCCGCACACCCGGCCCGGGCACCUCGGGCACGCGCCGCCCGCCCCCACCCGCCACCCUGCCGCCUGAGUCUGACGUGGACCCGGGCCCCAGGGCCUACGACCGCUUCCCCGGGGACUCGCGGGACUACUCCACCGAGCUGAGCGUCACCGUGGCUGUGGGGGCCUCGCUCCUCUUCCUCAACAUCCUUGCCUUUGCCGCCCUCUACUACAAGCGGGACCGGCGACAGGAGCUGCGCUGCCGGCGGCUUAGCCCGCCGGGAGGCUCGGGCACGGGGGUGCCCGGCGGGGGCCCCCUGCUGCCCACUGCUGGCCGCGAGCUCCCCCCCGAGGAGGAGCUGGUGUCACUGCAGCUGAAGCGGGGCGGAGGCGUUGGCGCGGACCCUGCGGAGGCCCUGCGCCCUGCCUGUCCACCCGACUAUACCCUGGCCUUGCGCCGGGCACCGGACGAUGUGCCUCUCUUGGCCCCGGGCGCCCUGACCCUGCUGCCCAGCGGCCUGGGGCCCCCGCCUCCGCCCCCACCUCCCUCUCUCCAUCCCUUCGGGCCCUUCCCACCGCCUCCCCCAACCGCUACCAGCCACAACAACACGCUACCCCACCCCCACUCCACCACGCGGGUAUAGGGGGUGGCUGGGGAGGCCGACCUCCCAGCCCUCCCCAGCCCAGGCCACUUGAAGGCAGGGAGGACUUGGCACCCGGCCUUUCCCUGUGAUUUGUCGACUGUCGUGGAGCAGAGAUAAGGUGGACAUGGGAUUUGUCACCGAGAUGCGCGUUUUUCCCACGCAGAGGCCCGUUCCCUCCUCAGGACCUGGGCCUUUGAACACCGGGGGGGUGUUUUUUGCCCUCCAUUUGGGACACCCGUCUUUGGAGUGUGGAAAUGUGGAGGUCUUUUUUUCCCCCACAUGGAGGUGUGCGGGGGUUCUCCCAUGUGCAGGGUGAGGUGGUUUGUUUGUUUGUUUGUUUUUGUUUUUUUCUUUUUUUUUUUUUUUUUGCUGCCCUGGACUCAUGUGGGCCCCCUCAAAGAAUUCCUGCGGGGAUUUGUACCCCAGAAUCCUGUUCCCUCAUGCCUUUGCCUUCUCCCCGUCCCACUCCCUGGAGACCUUGGAAGCGAUGUGUUCACAUGCAGUGACCGCUGGCCACCAGACCACACAGGGCGGCACCUGGGAGCAGCCAGGGAACCGCAGGCCCCCGAACCCCACUUCCCCUCCACCCCUGAAAAGCAUGUUUCUCCCCCACGGCACAGGCGUGAAGCAUGGCCUCGCUGGAGGCCCUCACCUUCCACAGACAACAUAGACUUCCCGCUAGAGGAAAGGGGGGCGAUCUGCGCGCCCCAGCCCUGCCUGGAGGCUUCCUUCCCGCGGCCCCGGACACAUUUCACAGAGUGGAGACAUGUUCUUGCAUGUGGACGUGUGUUCCCCGGGCAGAGGGCCCUGCUCACCCCAGCGCCCCCCUGCAACCCCCCACCUCAGGUCCAGCACACAGUCCCUCCUUACGCAGAAGGUGGGAACAGACUUCAGAGUGACAGGAGCCGCUGGGGAAGUGCCAGCUUCUUGGGAGACGCUGAGGUGGGAGGAUGUGGAGGCAUGGCACAUGUCACACAAGAGGCCAUGCAUGUUGACCUAAGCCCUCGAGGGGCCUGAGGACAGCCUCUUCCUCAGUCCGUGAGAUCAUCGCUCAUCCGUGCCAAACUGGGUAGGUGGGUUGGGAGGUUCUCAGAAUGUGCCAAGGAUCCCCUAAGUCCUAGUCCAGAGAAGGGAAAUACCCUCCUGAGGGCAGGCGACAGUUACGGGUCCCUCCCUGUGUCUCAUGCCUGUGCUCGCCUUGUCGGCUUUGGUUCCUCAUUCUCUAUCACCUGGCUCCAUCUGUGACCUCUUCCCAUCUCAGGGUCAGACCGGCCUCCUCUCUUCACUUUUGACCGGCUUCCCGUCCCCGAUUGGCUAAAGAAAAGGAAGAGUGGAAGGGGAAGGGAGGAGUCCGGGAAAGGGGUUACAUGGGCAGGUUGGGGAGGGAAUGAGGUCAGCUGUAAGGAGGAUCAGAUGGAGGGGCCGUGAGGGACAGGACGGACUCUAAGACAGGAAGACCUUCAGAGGAGAUGUGGGAGGCAGCUACCUGGAGGCCUCGGGAUUUGAGCCUCUGGAGUGGGCAAUGUCAGGAACCGCUCUAAGGGACAGUGGUGGAGGUGUGACUUGAAUCGUCAAGUAUUGUGUGGCUUUCUGUGGGAUGUCAGUGCCAAACUUGUACAGGGGUGGGGUGCUGUCUUCCGCUGACACCCAGAUCCAGAACCCUCUCCCCAUCCCCCAUGGAAACGUAGUUCUUUUCCGGCCCUUCCCCGCCUGGUCUAGCGACUCUUGGAACAGCCAUGCCUUCCAAAUGCUAUCAGCCUGGGCCCUGAGCCCUGUAAGCAGAUGCCCCAGAGCUGGGGUGUGAGGGGGCUGGGGGACCCCACGAUACAGCCACGGACUCCAAAUGCCCAGCCCCUUUCCAAACAACCCAUGUCCCCACCCCACCCUCUGCGGCUCUGUACACAUUUUUAAACCUGGCAAAAGAUGAAGAGAAUAUUGUAAAUAUAAAAGUUUAACUGUU
This is a messenger RNA of Meriones unguiculatus (Mongolian gerbil), 5055 nucleotides long. It is a transcript of the gene Nlgn2, whose product is annotated as neuroligin 2. The coding region runs from base 585 to 3095 and encodes 836 amino acids. Gene Ontology annotation, molecular function: signaling receptor activity; neurexin family protein binding. The transcript has 8 exons. Gene Ontology annotation, cellular component: postsynaptic specialization membrane; cell surface; synapse. NCBI's taxonomy places the organism in Eukaryota, Metazoa, Chordata, Mammalia, Rodentia, Muridae. Gene Ontology annotation, biological process: postsynaptic membrane assembly; neuron cell-cell adhesion; synaptic vesicle endocytosis. The record is from RefSeq and is a predicted model, not a curated record.